CGACUCGAUUCGACUGGACUCGAUUCUGUCAUAGUUCGAAAAAAAGAGCUGUCGAUUGAUCGAUUGGAGGAAGAGACGUUGCGAAAGUCUUAUACAUGCACCAAGGAGUGAAACGCAWGUGUGGAUUAGCACACUAGUGAAUUCGAGAAACAAUGAAAUCGUACCGCAUAUCAACACUCGUGAAGYUGGCCUUAUUGGCGGCUAGCAAUAAGCACAUUGCACUACACCUGGUGUCUUCGUACACCUUCGAUCCCCUGAACAACAGCUGGAAACCAAGUGGCCGAAGAAAAAAGCAGAACAGGGGCUCGUCUUUUUCUCAGAAUUCGUAUGCUCCACCAGAGCCUAGGCGUGAGCAGCCUAAUCCAGUGCCUAGGCCUAUACCAGGUGUCGAUAUCACCUGGGACGAACGAGAUAUUGUUCGGCAUCAUUACACAACCUUUGUUGUCGGUGAUCAAGAGGAACAACAAAUMAAUGAUCCUGCGUUCGUACCAAAGGCUUCCUUGGUAGAGAUCCAGUACAACAAGAAGACCGGCGAAGUAUCUCUUCUGGACGAAGAGGGUGUUGUGACACCCGAAGAAUACAAACGGAUCGUGAAUGAUGUAAAGUAUUCGCACGAAGGGGAAAGCGAAUCUUCAACUGGCAACACUUCAUCCAAGCCAAAUUUCAAGCAUCAAGGGGGAGAAGAUGACGCAGUUGUCGGCACGACCGUAUACCUCGAUCCAGAGGACUUAGAUCCGACCGAUGUUAUCGAUACGGAGGUUGAAGACGUCGAUGGCCGUCCUUCCACUUCCGCGAAACAGGAGAUUCAUAUUCCCCAUUACGAGCAAAAGCUAAAAGACUAUCCACAACCACAGCUCCRAGACCAAUCCCAACCGUCAACGGACUACACCGAAUCUAUACUGGCCGAAACAACUUUUGAUUCGUACAGCAUCCAUCCACCUGCUGCAAAAUAUGACCAUUCCGUUGCAUAUCAGGCAGCUGCGACAGGAUCAUAUGCCGAAGCACAGCAGCAGCAGCAGCUAUUUCAGCAACAACAAUACCAGAAGUACCAAAACGUACAGCAACCCGUGCAGACGGCAACAGCGGUAGCAGAGCCAACCGCAGACCAUGUCUACUAUCAACAACAACAACAACAACAACAGCAGCAGUAUGAAACUGGAAAUUACGACUAUCAAGAGUAUUACGAACCAACAAUGAUGACACAAAAACUAACCAAUGACCAAAGCGUUGAAGACAUCUAUUUUGACGAUGGGACUUAUCGAAGAAGCCGGGGAUUUGGCUUUGCCAGUCGAAGAGAAUCUUUCACUGAUAGUGAAUUGGAGUACUAGAGUGUUCGAUUUGUGAAUACUGCAUUAUUGGAUCUUCUCUCGCUCGCACUCUCUCGUAUUUUGCCUAUUGGAAAAAGAUUUGAAUAUGAAUGAAGCAAAGAAAUGAGUAAUAAUCUUACUGCAAUGAU
Molecule: messenger RNA, 1456 nt
Organism: Pseudo-nitzschia multistriata
Lineage: Eukaryota; Bacillariophyta; Bacillariophyceae; Bacillariales; Bacillariaceae
Source: the annotation of a GenBank genome assembly